CGGCCCGGCUGCAGGAUGUUCAGCUGGAUGGGGCGGCAGGCGGGCGGGCGCGAGCGCGCGGGCGGCGCGGACGCGGUGCAGACGGUGACCGGCGGCCUGCGCUCGCUCUACCUGCGCAAGGUGCUGCCGCUGGAGGAGGCGUACCGCUUCCACGAGUUCCACUCGCCGGCGCUGGAGGACGCCGACUUCGAGAACAAGCCCAUGAUCCUGCUGGUGGGCCAGUACAGCACGGGCAAGACCACCUUCAUCAGAUACUUACUGGAGCAAGAUUUCCCAGGCAUGAGGAUUGGUCCAGAGCCCACCACGGAUUCCUUCAUCGCUGUGAUGUAUGGAGAGACUGAGGGUAGCACCCCAGGGAAUGCAUUAGUUGUGGAUCCUAAAAAGCCAUUUCGAAAGCUUAGUCGCUUUGGAAAUGCUUUUCUGAAUCGAUUCAUGUGCUCCCAGCUGCCCAAUCAGGUCUUGAAGAGCAUCAGCAUCAUCGACAGCCCUGGAAUCCUGUCUGGGGAGAAGCAGCGCAUCAGCCGAGGCUACGACUUCUGCCAGGUGCUGCAGUGGUUCGCGGAGCGCGUCGACAGGAUCAUCCUGCUCUUCGAUGCUCACAAACUGGACAUCUCAGAUGAGUUCUCGGAGGCCAUCAAGGCCUUCCGGGGCCAGGAUGACAAGAUCCGUGUGGUGCUGAACAAGGCCGACCAAGUGGACACACAACAGCUGAUGCGCGUCUACGGGGCCCUCAUGUGGUCCCUAGGCAAAGUCAUCAACACACCUGAGGUGCUUCGCGUCUACAUCGGCUCUUUUUGGGCACAGCCCCUACAGAACACUGACAACCGCCGCCUCUUCGAGGCAGAAGCCCAGGACCUCUUCAGAGACAUCCAGAGCCUUCCCCAGAAAGCGGCUGUGCGCAAACUCAACGACCUCAUCAAGCGAGCGAGGCUGGCCAAGGUCCAUGCCUACAUUAUCAGCUACCUGAAGAAGGAGAUGCCGAGUGUAUUCGGAAAGGAAAACAAGAAGAGAGAGCUUAUCAGCAGAUUGCCAGAAAUCUACCUUCAGCUGCAGCGAGAAUACCAGAUUUCUGCUGGGGACUUCCCAGAAGUCAAGGCAAUGCAGGAACAGCUGGAGAACUAUGACUUCACCAAAUUCCACUCGCUGAAGCCCAAGCUGAUCGAGGCGGUAGACAACAUGCUGAGCAGUAAGAUCUCAUCCCUGAUGAACCUCAUCAGCCAGGAGGAGAUGAGCACGCCGACGCAGCUCGUGCAGGGUGGCGCCUUCGACGGCACCACCGAGGGCCCCUUCAACCAGGGCUACGGGGAGGGCGCCAAGGAGGGUGCCGACGAGGAGGAGUGGGUCGUGGCCAAAGACAAGCCCGUCUACGAUGAGCUCUUCUACACCCUGUCGCCCGUCAAUGGCAAGAUAUCAGGUGUCAAUGCCAAGAAGGAGAUGGUGACAUCCAAGCUGCCCAACAGCGUCCUGGGUAAGAUCUGGAAGCUGGCCGACUGUGACUGUGACGGCAUGCUGGACGAGGAGGAGUUCGCGCUGGCCAAGCACCUCAUCAAGAUCAAGCUUGAUGGCUACGAGCUGCCCAACAGCCUGCCCCCACACCUCGUGCCCCCGUCCCACAGGAAGUCCUUCCCGAAGGCCGACUGAAGGGUGGGCUACUCUUGGGGCAGGCAGUGGGCAGUAGGGAUCGGGGGCCCUGGGCCUGAGGCCCGUGCUGCCGCUGACUCACUGACCCUGGCCAUGGCCUCAGUUUCCCCACCUGUGGAAUGAGGAGGGCAGACACUGGACACUAGCUGAGGUUCCUUCACCUCCAAAAUUCCCUGAGUUUCUAUUAAUAUUGGGAGGAAGGGGUGGAUAAGGAGAUUAAAGGGUUGAGAAAAAAGAGGAAUUGACCAAAGAGUACUUGGAAGCCUGGUAGACGGAGGCGGGCUGCGUAGAAUCCCACAACCAGAGGGGGUAAGCUGGGGGCUCUUCCGGAGCAGGCGAGCCUGUGCUGCACUGGACCACACAUCAUCACGCACCUGCCUUGGCUCCUGUCUGUCCCUUAGAGGGUACGAGGAGGGAGCAAAGUUAAUCUUAUUUAUUUUGUUUCCUGCUGUAAUGAGAGUGGAAAACAAUAGAGCACAGAAGGUUUCUGAUCUCUCCAGACCGUCUACCAAAGAGAAGACUGCUUCCCCUAGGUUUGAAAGGAGGGCUCACUGUGCCUUUGUAUGCACCCAUCCCUCCUGCAAGCUCAAACAGAACAGACAGCCAGGCCAGCAGAGAGCAUCUGUGACACCCAGCAGCCCCCUGACUAACCCACCCAGAGCUCCCCCCACCCUGACCCCUCCCAGCAAAGUGGUAUUUGGUUAGGAAUUUGGAAGUCAGAAUCUUUAUUGGCCCCUGGCAAAAUUUCUAGUAUUCAAGUCAUGCUGAAGUCUUGAAGGUCAGCUUUUCUCACUGGCCUACCCAAUAAUGUGUAGUAAAGUCUAUUUAUCAUAUUCAACCUACAGUAAAGGAGAGAGGUGGUUCUCCACAGUCGUCAGUGUGGUGACAUGUCCCCAAGGCUUCUUGGUCAAUGGCAGGAUUUAAAUUCAGCAAAGCCAUCCCUUGGUAGCUGCAGUGUGCUGUGCCUAGGGACACGAGAAGGAGAGGCAAGCCCACCCCAAGCUGUCAGGGAGAAAAGGUCACUUUCUAGCUUUAGACACUAUUUUUAUUUUUUAAAAAAAGGCAUUUUUAUUAUGUCCAGCUUUUCUUUCUUAUAGGAAAAGCCUUUAUACAGAAACAGGAUGGACUCUUUCAUAUGAAACCUUUUCUUCACAAGGCAGGAUUUAGUGCAGGACAGAGAUGCUUGAAUAAAAGUCACUGAUGAAAAAAUAAAAAGAACAUGGCAGGAUUUUGGUAGAUACCUGCCCAUUGAUUCCUGAGUGUUCUCUUUCUGAGUCUUGGUAUAAACCUCUCCAGUUCACUGGCUCAAAUGCCCGUCAAGUGGAGUUGGUUAAUACUCAUUGUCACUGCCCCUCCUCUGUGCGCUGCAGCUUAGGGAUUCAUUUCAUUAUUAUUUAUGCAAUACAAAAGAGAAGCACAACAUGACAAUGGCCACAUGGCACCAAAGUGAAUCAAAUCAGAACAGUGCACCCUGAGCCUUCCAAAAACCACUUUUUUUUCCUCUGAUAUCACCUGUGAGUGACAUCCGAGUCAGAAAUGCAGACUUGAGAAAAUUUAUAUUUGGGAGGAAGCUUUUGUCCAGAUGCCAGCCCUCACACUCCCUGGUUUACUUCCUAAAUAAUGUCAUUUUAAGAGAAGUAAAUUUGUAAUACAGUUUUUAAUCUUAAUGAGCACUUUUAAAUUAAAUUAAUUUUAAAUUAGUUACAAACACAACAAAGAAAGGUUUAUGUCAGUGCUGUCAUAUAAACAGAUGGUUUGGUGAAUGCCUGAGGACUGCCCAAGUGUGUACCCACCAGGGGGUCCACUAAAGGGCAAAACAGAAGAAAAGAGAAUUCAUUGCUCCAAAGGUUUAGAGAUCCCAGGGUAAGCUGAUUUUCCAUUCAGAAUUAUCCUGCUCCUUUAAUUCUUCUCAAUCAUCAUAUAUAAAGAUAUACACACACACACACACACACACACACACACCACAUGAGUAUGUAUUCUUGACACUUGUCAAUGUGUAAAUAUGCAGAUAUGGCCAAGCUUUGUCUAUGCAGAGAUCUACAGGAAAACUUUUAUUAGAGGGCCAGCAGACUGAGGUUUCUGCCUUCCACAUGGAAGGAAGCUUCUCAUGGCAUUGUGAUCACUACCCCCAUGCCGUCAGGUAGGAGAACAUCUGGCAGCUGCUAAGAAAGAAAAAAAAAAAGAGAAAUCACAUGCCCAUUUUUCUUAACGUCUUUUCUUACAACAUGAAGUCCUUCAUUUUGAAAAGUGGAUUGGAAAGAAAAGCACUAGAAAAGAUUAGGGACCGCUGCCAAGGAUGAGGACCCAUAUCUUCCCAGGAUCCACACAAAGCUCCUUGAGUCUGUGUCCACAACACUCAUUAUCCCACCUCCCUGUGCCACGGGGCUGGGGGACAGCAGAGCCCUUUAGAAUUCUGUUCAUAUUGCCCGACCACAUGGUCCUCCCACGCUGCCCCAACUUUCAAAGCACCCCAUCCCGCGCGUGUUUACAGGUGGGCAGGAGGGUGGAGGUAGGUCAGCUCUAGGACUGUGAAACUAACUCUCCAUGCUCUCCACAAUUCCACAAAAGAAAAUCUAAAAAUCCUGAAUCUAUUUUCCAUCCAGCAUGUGAUACAUGUAACAAACCUCCGCAGCCUUGAGUUUAGGGGGAAAAACAAUUUUGGCCUCUUCCCAAAGUCAGUUCCAAGCCGUAAGCCUGCUCAUGAGGCCCUGCUGACCCUACCUGGCAAGAAGUGUUGCUGCAAGCCCUAUGGAAGCCAUCCAGCUCCCUGGCGACAUGCAGGCAUCCAGCCCUCACUGCACCCACGAAUGGCCUGGGGGUCACCCUGCAAUGGGGAGGGCCGUUCAUUUAGCCCACUUUCGCCUGUCCAGGGCUGGACUGGGUUCUCCUCGAGAUGUUUGUCCUGCAGCUAGAGCAUCUUUAGAUCUGGAGCCGUGCUUCCUCCCUCAGGAUGGUGGGCCUUUGAGGAGUUGAAUUCCGUAUCACGGGACUGGGUGUCCAGGUGGGUCGGAGAGCACGUGCGGAGACGCCAAUGCCUCCUGCCCUCCCCUCGACCCCUACCCUGAUGACCAGCCCAAGGGAAGCCUCCGAAGAGCCCUGGCCCCACUGCCCCCGACCACAGCCCUUCCCCGUUUUCUGCUGGUCUCCCCAGUCGCCGCCUGCCCACCACACCACACCGCGUCCCCCGCCCGGCAUGGGGUUCACCGCCCCGGCGCCUCUCCACUCUGCACCAUCGCACUUCUUCGUUAUGCCCAGACCGAUGCCCUGGGGAAAUUGCCCUGAAGAUAAGGAAAGCGAUUUAUUUCCUCUGUGGAAUGUAGCAGAGGAUUAACAUUCUUAGGACAGGUAACCACUGAGUUUAUUCAGGUAAACAUGGGCCUAAUUUAAGAGUGUAUCAAGUUACAUGUCAAUUCGCCAAUGCAGUUAAUACACAAUGCUUCUAUUUUUUUGUAAUCUUGUUUAGAAGUGUCAAAAAAAGACACAAUCUAUUGAUCAAUAAACUUCUGAAAAUAUUCACUA
Molecule: messenger RNA, 5160 nt
Organism: Canis lupus familiaris (dog)
Lineage: Eukaryota; Metazoa; Chordata; Mammalia; Carnivora; Canidae
Gene: EHD4
Product: EH domain containing 4
Exons: 6
Coding region: 16-1641 (541 amino acids)
Biological process (GO): endocytosis; endosomal transport
Cellular component (GO): plasma membrane; cytoplasm
Molecular function (GO): GTP binding; calcium ion binding; protein binding
Source: RefSeq, a predicted model, not a curated record